AAACACACUGUGCUCCUGACGUGCGACACAGGCGAAGAGACACUCCACAACUGUCGAAGAAGGAGAGGAUAGUAGACUAGGCGAUUACAGUGGACAACGACGCCAACGUUUUGGUCAUCACCAGUGUCGUCGUCAUCACCACCCGUAAGUGGGAUGCACCGCCGAAGCUCCGAAAACAGCUACUACACCGCUCAGCAUUCUCACAGAUCUCGAGGAGAUUAUUAUGACUCCUGCUCCACGUCACCCGCAGGGGACAAAGGCGACGUCUCACCUCUUGUUGUGCUUCCCAAACAGCGGGGACAGCCGGAGCUAUACCAAAGCCAACGCAGGAAUCCACGUCGACCGCCGUUGCCUUCUUACGCGGUUUACCGAGCUGAAGUUGAAACACCGGUUCCUCCUGUAGUAGCUGAAAAACACAAUGGCCAAGGCAAGAACGGCGCCGCGUCAUCCGGGAUCCAGACCGGAAGGGACGGCAAUAACAACGGUGUCGUCAAGAAGCGGAAUAUCGUGUCCGAGAGUUCUUACUACGGUGACACAUCGGUUGAAGCCAUAAGCGCCGCCACCGAGAACAAGAAAUCCUUGCGCCGUAACAGUCUUCCUGCUGCGCCUGAAGUCCUUCCCUCGACCAGCGCGCCUUCGACGGGAGCUAGGCCUAAAAAUGGCACGAAGCCUUCGAGCAGACGAAGCUCUGAUCAAGGAAAGUUUUCCGAGGGUGGCGUGUUUCGACUCGAAGGCUUGAUGGCUGCGGACGCCGAACUCGGAGCCGAAAAUGGAGUCGAAGAGAAAGAUAAGCCGAAAGCGUUCGAUUCUGACGAGUCGAUUCAGCCGUCGUCGCAGAGCACGUUUGUAGGCCUAGCUCCGCCGUCGAGUGUUCCUGCCAGGGCAGAGGCGCGUCCAGAAAACGACCUCGUGAAAGCCCUAGAGAACCUGGGAAAAAGUGAGACCGACGAGCCUGUGAUUAAAGAGAAGAAGGCUGCAGAGCAGCAGACGUCGGCAGGGACCGUGAAAGUAGAAAAAGAACCCGUUGUGGAAGAACCGAUCCUCGUGGCAUCCGCGGCACCAGUUUCAAAAGCGAUAAAGUACCCGAAGCCGAAAGGUGCCGAGAAACAGGAGGUGAAGGUAGAAAAAUGUCAAAUGACUGGGAUUAGGUACCCUUCGGGGCGCAAGAGCUAUUACUCUGAAGAUGCGGCCAUAAAGAAAGAAGUUAAGAAAGGGCGCGAAAGAACGGGUGCUGAAAGUGGAAGCCUGGUGGACGUGCACGAAGGUUUCUAUUUGACUGAGAACGAGAUUAAACGUUUGUUGGAAGAGAAUCACAAAAAAGAGAGCGAGACGAAGCCCAAGCGGACGUCUCAUGGCGGACUAGUGCCUACUGGAUCUGAUGGCUUUAGUGCACCACCACGGAAGCCAGCAUCACAUCAAAUUCAGCAUCCUGACAACUUCGAAGACACCGUCAAAAAGAAACAUCCGAUUCUCAAGCAUCGGACAUCCGGACCCACGGACGUCAGGAGGACCUCCCCUACAGACAUGGUCCAGGUGAAGCAAGAGCGUCGCCGUACCAGCCCCGCAGAAGUCGUAAAACGUAGCUGCAGACGCGAGCGUAGAUACCACCGUCGUCACCGAACGUCAUCAGGCAGUGCUGAAGAGGUCAGCGAAACGUCAUCGAGAGAGCACAAGGGACACUGGAAAGGUGGAAGGUUUUUGCAGGAACGCGGGAGGAUCAAGAAGAACGGUGUGUGGGAGUCGGAUGGAAGUGAUGGAAGCGGAGACCACGAAGAUGAUUCGAGCGAAGAUUCGACAUGUUGGUCGUAUGUGUCCACGAGGAUGUCAGGCGGUACAAACCGGGAUAAGCGGUACGCGCCUGCUGACGGGGAAGCGACGAUGAGUUUCUCUGUAACCGAUUACGGAGCAUCCAGCGUGAUGCCACCGCGGCUGGGAUCAGUUCUUCCAAGCACGGUAGCAGCCUCGCCGGAUUUGGCUCGCAGAAAAGACAACAGGGUUAAAGCUAGGAAAAGGUCUGUAUCGACUAUGUCAAGAGUUCUGGAAGGGUUGGCAACUGCUUCACAAAUUCAAGAUCGUAGCCCGGUCAUAGCGGUGUUUGGCGGCGUUAAUCCUGAACGAGGAUCGUCUCGUUAUUCAGGAUCAACGAUCUUUCGCUACCGCCCUGAGGCCGACACUUGGGAAGUUUGCGGCCACAUGCCGCAGCCGCGAAGCUUUCACGGAUUGGUCAGCAUCGCUAACAACGUUUACGUGAUUGGCGGAUAUGGAACUGAUGUCUCAUCCUCGGGAGACAGCGUCGCCACAUCAGCAUGUUACCGGCUCGAUGUGGGCACCAUGUUCUGGAAAGAAGUCUGUCCCAUGGGAAUGGCACGUGCGUGUCACUCCGUGGUUGCCAGCAAAGGUUGCAUUUAUGCUAUCGGCGGGAAAGACCGCCACGACAGACUCUCGGCAGCCGUGGAGAUCUACGACGUGGAAAAGGACCAAUGGGAGUUCGCCUCUUCGUUGCCGCGUCCCCUGGCGGCAUCGGCGGCGACUUUCUUCCAAGGCUGCAUCUGGAUCCUGGGUGGACUCGCGCGGUACUCCAACGGAGAGUGCCGACCCACAAAGGCCAUCUACCAGUACGACGUGGACGAACGAAGGUGGUUCCGCCAGUUUGACCUGUGGACGCCUCUGGCUUAUUCGCUCGCUCUGAGUACGGACACCGACCUGUGGCUCUGGGGUGGGAUGGGGGAAACGCCAGGCGGAGAAGUGCGCCGGUGGAGUUCCAGGCAUCGCGCCUGGGAGCCGAGGUUCACGUUGGAACGUCACGCCCUCUGUGGUACCACAAUUGGUAACAGAAUGUACGUCAUCGGGGGCGUCACUUCCGAAGGAGUGAUCACUAACAUCCUCGUCAACUGUACCACAUCCGAGCGUACGCUGCACGACGGAGCACAGUUUCCGGUUCCGGUUGUGGGCGCUGCUGCAGUGACUAUCUCUGGGUACUACGGCACGUCGAAGGAGAGUACUCGUAACCCACAGAUGGAAGACAGUGACGAGGAACCGCACUUGAAACUACGAACCGUUUAUCGCCGCUAUAGACAACGUCGAAAGCUGCGAGGAAUCGACGACGCUUCACGAGAAAGGUUUCCGAAGGUUGGCGUGGCUGAAUCGACGCGGGUACUCACUUCCGCUUUCUCGGACACCCACGUACAAAGAAGCGCGGUGUCACGCGAAACAUCUCCAGAAUAUGGACUGAAGGAAGAGAGCUUGCUACUAGAACUUCGAACGCCAACUCGCCAGUCCCGAAAACAGAAGAUUUUAGACAGGGACAGUCGAUGCUCGGAAAGCCCGACCGGCUACGUUCCGCUACCUGCCAGGUUGGAUCCCAAUUUAGGCCUAACUCUCCUCCUCGAAGACGAACAACAACAGAGAGGUCGCAGCAAUACCGACGGACGCUGUUCUGACACAGCCCUGGCCAUCUUAUCUCUUCGCCCGUGCAAGACGCCGCCAGCCCACAGCAGCAUUAUAUCUCUCGGAGGGAUAGACCUGAAUCGGACACAGUGUCACGAUAUCGGUCGGCUCGUAUUGUAUUUUCAUCCACUGAAGAACCGCUGGGAAAGACUGGAACCGAUGCCCGAGCCGAGGAACUAUCACUGCGCUGCCUUGGUAGGAGAACAGGUCUUCGUCCUGGGUGGUCACGACCCACGACAUAACAACAUGGACGAGAUGACGCCGUCCGAUACCACUUUCUGCUAUUCGACGACGGAAAGAACGUGGACGCGGCGGGCAACCAUGAGACAAUGUCGAGCAUUCCACGCAUGCGCGGUAUGGAAGGACCAGAUCUACGUCAUCGGAGGCAGAGACGACACAGGCAGACUUCUAGGUUCCGUUGACGUGUACAGUCCAAUGUUGGACGCCUGGAGCCACCUUCUGGACCUUCCAAGGUGUCUUAUGGGUGCCGCCGCAGCUACCUACAAAGGUCGUCUCUGGAUUCUUGGAGGAGUGACGUCAGCUCGGAGGUCUUCCCGCGGGAAACCAGACACCGUCCAGGAUAGCGUGUCCGUUGUGGACGUCGCCGAGAAGACGUGCACAGAGCUCGCCCCGCUGCCCUUUCCAUGUGCGUACGCUGGUGUCACCGUCGCUGCCGACAAGCUGUGGCUGUGCGGAGGUCUGUGUCCGACGGAUGACGUAGGGAACCUCAAGAGCAUCUCCAGCGUUUACGUCCUGGACGGAGGGCGGUGGCUGUUCUACGAUGUCCUGGCCGUCAACAGACACGCCCUCGCAGCUGUCAGCUUCGGCGGCUCGUUUGUCAUGUGCUUUGGCGGAGUUACGACCAGCUACGAGAGCUCCGUGGACGACUGCGAGCUCUUCUACGAUGGCCCUGGUCACGGAAACCUCAAGCUACGCUCUCCCCCUUUCGCGGUAGCGGGUCACGCUGCUGUCGUCGUGCCCGGGAAUCGCGACGUCAUCAACGAUCCUGUGUCCACCUGGGGACGUAUAUCGGAAGCUGCUCAAGUCCCCUAAUGCGAUAGAGAUGUGCACUAGAACACAGAGAAGGAUGGUCCUAAAAGUACGCAGAGAGAAUGAAAAAAGAAAAUAUGUAAAUAAACGUCACUAAGAGGCCUUUCCGAGUGGAGGGCUUUUCCUGGUA
Ornithodoros turicata is the source of this 4627-nucleotide messenger RNA. Its product is annotated as beta-scruin-like. Lineage: Eukaryota; Metazoa; Arthropoda; Arachnida; Ixodida; Argasidae. The record is from RefSeq and is a predicted model, not a curated record. The transcript has 19 exons. The coding region runs from base 154 to 4500 and encodes 1448 amino acids. Gene Ontology annotation, molecular function: protein binding.